AUGGUGUGGAGACAUAGCGCCAGAUUCAGCUUCUGUGGCUUUGUCCUGCUCGGGGCGGGGCUGAGAGCUUUCGUGGGGUUCAGGGAGCAUGGCCAGCGCGGCCACCGAGGCUUCACCCCGGCAGCCAUAGCCGAGCAGUCGGUGCAAGCUGACUUGGAUUACGUACUUCCUGUUGGACCUGCCUGUCCGCUGCGCUCCGAUACCAUGGUUCGUGGAAACUUCGAGAAGGAGAUGACCAUGGUGAUGGUAGUUGCUGCGGACAAAGCAGGUGACUUUGCCACUCUCGCUCAGCAGAUCGGAGCGGGUAUCCGCCCAGAUCCGCGGAAGCAGCGCAAGGUGGGCAAUGACCUUAGACUGCAGGGAGAGCGGCUCAAAAGUCUGCUGGACAACAUGGAAACAUCCGCUGACUUCCAGGUCCUCGAGGCCUACUUCGUCAUGGAGCUACAGGCCCAGAAAAUGGGGGCCCCAAGCGCGCGCACAGUGGAGAAGAUGACGAGUUGGCAGGGUGCCGGGAUCCUUGCAGAGGCUGAAGGCAUGAUGGUGCCACCUCCCCCUGAAGGUGUAGAUCCUGUAGCCUUGUCACGGUCGGCACCAGGUGUUGGCAUGGUGAGUCAGCUCCGAGCACCACGUGUGCUGCCGUUUGCUGAAGACAGCUUCCAGGGAGUGCCAGGGACGGAGAUGCUCGAGGCGAAGUACACAAAACUGGUGGAGGAGCACCGGGAGCUGGUGUCUUUCGGUCAAAAGUAUGCCGAGUUUGAUCAAGCUGGGAAGGAGUUCUACCUGGACCGCAUGACGGACAUCACGCAACGCUGGCAUGACGUCCUGGAUGAAGCGAGGAGCUAUGACAUCAGGCCCGUGCGUGGCUUUGAAGCUUACUCCCAGGAGUAUCUGAGCCAGUCAGGGCUCACUCCCAGAGGCUACCGGGAACUGGUUGACGGCGUGCAUGCACUUCUUCGGGAGAAGGCUGGUUGA
Symbiodinium pilosum is the source of this 972-nucleotide messenger RNA. NCBI's taxonomy places the organism in Eukaryota, Dinophyceae, Suessiales, Symbiodiniaceae. The record is from the annotation of a GenBank genome assembly.